This is a messenger RNA of Penicillium griseofulvum, 1005 nucleotides long. Its product is annotated as FAD-dependent oxidoreductase. The coding region runs from base 1 to 1005 and encodes 334 amino acids. The transcript is spliced from 3 exons. The record is from RefSeq and is a predicted model, not a curated record. Lineage: Eukaryota; Fungi; Ascomycota; Eurotiomycetes; Eurotiales; Aspergillaceae. Gene Ontology annotation, cellular component: mitochondrion. Gene Ontology annotation, molecular function: oxidoreductase activity.
AUGAGUUCCCAAAGGGAAGACUCAAUUCCUCAUGAGCUGCGAACGGCCGCAGAGCCCCGGCAAAAUAGACUACAUUCAGUGCGAAUAUCGCAUAUCGAACAGGUCAACCCCUCUGUCCGGCUACUACAGUUCGCUCUGCCUCCCCAGGAGAAUAAUGAUACCGAUCAACAGCCAUUCAGCUUUCUGCCAGGUCAAUGGCUUGAUGUCCAUAUUCCCUCCAUCACUCAAGCGGGGGGCUUCACUAUCACAUCAACCCCGGCAGAUGCGCAAGUGCUGCCAUCGCCAGAAGCUUCUACAGACUCAUUAGCUGGCGAAGCGUUAGAACCCUCUUCAGAAUCUCAAGGGCGACCACCAUAUGUGGAACUAGCCGUACAAGACUCGCCAGGUAACCCAUCCGCCGCAUGGCUAUGGAGACCGAAAGAAGAGAUCCUAGGCAAGGAGUUGAACAUCCGAGUCGGUGGAAGCUUUGUCUGGCCUCCUACUGGAGUCAGUAUCAAUGAUGUUAAAAAUGUGGUCUUCGUUGCAGGCGGUGUUGGAAUCAACCCUCUGAUAUCCAUGCUCUCCCACUUAAACAACAACGAGCCGCACACCCCCAACCCAACAACCAUCCACAUCCUGUACUCUAGCCGACUACCGCCACACCAGGAAACCUCUGCAGCAGUACUAGACCAGAUACUGUUUCUCCCGCGUCUGCGCCAGAUAGUCCGAUCUCAAGAGAGUUCGCACCGACUCCGGAUCUCGCUGGACCUCUUCCUUACGGACUUGGCCUCGUCAUCUGAUCUGUUCUCAUCUGGGUCUCCUUCCGAUCUCAAGAUUCACCCAGCGAGGGUAUCGGAUCAUGACUUACGUUCUGCAGUUGUUGGUGGAGAUGGUGAAUUGGAUUCUCGGGGCACAGUAUGCUAUGUAUGUGGACCGCCUGGUAUGACUGACUCCGUUGUGGAGAAGUUGGUGAAGAUGUUAGGCGAUGGCGGGGAGCAGCGAGUUUUCUUUGAAAAAUGGUGGUAA